Molecule: messenger RNA, 78 nt
Organism: Ectocarpus siliculosus
Lineage: Eukaryota; Phaeophyceae; Ectocarpales; Ectocarpaceae
Source: the annotation of a GenBank genome assembly
AUGGCCACCUGCUUGAGGGCGACUCUUGUUGUCGCAGUGCAAACCAAGCCUGGGAAGCUGCCCCAACAUCCCGAUUGA